Molecule: messenger RNA, 1530 nt
Organism: Sphaerodactylus townsendi
Lineage: Eukaryota; Metazoa; Chordata; Lepidosauria; Squamata; Sphaerodactylidae
Product: melatonin receptor type 1A-like
Exons: 3
Coding region: 377-1342 (321 amino acids)
Biological process (GO): G protein-coupled receptor signaling pathway
Cellular component (GO): membrane
Molecular function (GO): melatonin receptor activity
Source: RefSeq, a predicted model, not a curated record
UGGAGAACUGCAAAACCGGGAGAUCUUCAGGUUGCAACCUUAGCUAAGAAGCACUCUGCAAUCAACUGCAGCGGCUCCUGGCGGGAAAAAGCCUGGCCACGCGCCCCUUCGGCGCCGAAAGAGCAAAGCUGGAAGGAGAAAGGGCGGCGGGAAGUGGGAUCUCCCGGGCUGGAGAGGGACGCGAGCCGGCCGGCACAAUGCCUUCGUGCGCCUGGCUGCACUUUGAGCGGCAGCAACAGCUACGAAAAGGGACUGGUGAGCAGAGUUGGCUUUGGAUCGGCUGUCGCGAGAGGCUGGGGCUGGUUGUCUGGCUUGGCCGCGCUUGGCCCGCGUUAUCCUCCCACCUACUUCUGGAGAGGGGACCAGCAGAGGGAGAAUGACAGAGGCGGGGCUAUUACCGAGGAAUGGGUCUGCGGGCUCAGGAAGGAAAGAGGACCUCUAUCCAGCUUGGGUGGCGAGCCUUCUCGCAGCCAUCCUCAUCCUCACCAUUGCUGUGGACAUCCUGGGCAACCUCCUAGUGAUACUGUCAGUCUACCAGAACAAGAAGUUGAGGAAAGCAGGGAAUGCCUUUGUGGUCAGCCUGGCGAUUGCAGACUUGCUGGCUGCUUUGUACCCCUUCCCAUUGGCUCUGAUAGCCAUUUUCCAUGACGACUGGGUGAUGGGAGGCUUACACUGCCAGGUGAGCGGUUUUCUGAUGGGCAUGAGCGUCAUAAGCUCCGUCUUCAACAUUACCGGCAUUGCCAUUAACCGCUAUUGCUACAUUUGCCAUAGCCUGAAAUUCGACAGGCUUUUCUCCUGCCCCAACACACUCUUCUACGUGGGGCUAGUUUGGGCCCUUACCUUGCUGGCAAUCAUGCCGAACCUCUUUGUGGAAUCCCUAAAGUAUGAUCCUCGAGUCUAUUCUUGUACUUUUUCCCAAUCCGUCAGCUCCCUUUACACUAUAGCAGUGGUAGUCAUUCAUUUCUUCUUGCCUAUCACCAUUGUCAGCUAUUGCUACCUAAGAAUCUGGAUCCUCGUGCUCCAGGUACGGCGGAGAGUCAAGCCAGAUGUCCAACCCAGAAUAAAGCCUCAUGACUUCUGGAACUUUCUGACCAUGUUUAUUGUCUUUGUUCUCUUUGCUAUCUGCUGGGCUCCACUGAACCUCAUUGGCUUUGCAGUUGCCCUGAAACCAACACUGGAUUCCUCCAUGCCCAAAUGGCUCUUCACAGCAAGCUAUUUCAUGGCCUACUUUAACAGCUGCCUGAAUGCUGUGAUUUACGGGGCACUGAACCACAGUUUCAGAAAGGAGUACAAGAGGAUCAUGCUCACUCUUUGCCAACCACCAGCCUUUAGAGCUGGCUAAAAAAUCAAAAUGGGGUGAGAAGGCUGAUUUUGAGGUCAUAUAGUAGGAUAAAGUUUGCAGAAAUAUUUGGUGCAUCUCAAAGGAAUCUAUAAUUCUGCAUACAUUUGCUCAAGCAGGAUCUGAAAGGGCCAGCUGUGGUUAAUCCUCUGUGAAUUCAAUGAGGUUGGCAUAGCCUUAGAAGGCUUAAC